CCUAUUGGUCCAGAACGGGAACGGGGCCUCAGUCUUUCCCUUCAUUUCACCGGAACGCUUUCGGCCAUUGUUGUUGUCAUGUAACAUAAUCAUCGUGUAUGUUUAUUCCAAAAAAUACCGAGGAGGCGGGAUCGAGGAGGCGAAUAUCGUUGGAAUUCAAUCGGUAUUAUCUCUAAUAUCGAUUACCGAGAUAUGUCUGUGAAACGGAUAAUAUAUGUUAUGAUUGUGGAAGCGGCGAGGCGUUACUUUACUUUAACAAGUUAACCGCGUAACCUGGUUAGGGGGUUGGCUGAGGUAAGGACAGUGGUCGAGGUGUUUUGUUAGGUGCCUGAAUAUAUAUAGAGAUUUUUUUGUUGUCUUCAUAACAGUCAGCUGAUCGUAAGGAGACUGGCACAAUGCCGUGUGAUCAGAUGGACACGGACAUGUUGGGGAAUAAUGAUCUGUACUCACACCAGUAGGACCUAAUAUUUGGUUUCAAUGUGGAAUUGUAUUUUUGCUUGUUGAGUAUUCAGAUAACCUAUUUGGUCGUAUUUAGGCGAACAUAUUAGGUCAUCAAAAGAUCUCCAAACAACAAUUUGACUAUAAUUUGAAUAUAUAUAUUUUUCAGAGAAUUACCUAAUAUUCUCGAAGCAAUCAUGUCUGACUACACACAGAGGUCUCUGCCUUUUUGUCGGCGGCUGAGUUACGCCGUGGGACACUUUCUGAACGACCUGUGUGCGUCUAUGUGGUUCACCUAUCUGCUGGUGUACUACCACUCCGUGCUGGGCUUUCAGAACACCUAUGCAGGUGUGUUACUGCUGGUGGGGCAGAUAGCGGACGGGGUCUGCACACCCCUUAUCGGCUACGAGUCGGACCGGACGCCGGGGUGUGGGACAUACGGCAAGAGGAAGACAUGGCAUUUAGUGGGUACGGUCAGUGUGCUGAUGUCCUUUGCGUUCAUCUUUAAUCAGUGUGUGGGGUGUGACCAGUACACCUCUCAGUGGGUCAGCCUGACCUACUUCAUCCCCUUCAUCAUCAUCUUUCAGUUCGGCUGGGCUGCAACGCAGAUCUCACACCUGUCACUCAUCCCUGAGCUGGUGUCCUGCGAACACGCCAAGGUGGAGCUCACUGCUUACAGGUAUGCGUUUACAGUGAUGGCCAAUAUAACAGUGUAUGCUGUGGCCUAUCUGCUGUUCCACUUCCAGACCGGAUCAGAUGAGGACCCCUCUCUCACCGAGACCCUUGGGCCCAUAGAUAUCCCUAUAUUCAGGAACCUGAGCCUCAUCGUGCUGGGUAUCGGUGCUCUUUCCUCUGUCCUCUUUCACUUGGGCACACGUGAAGAGCAGAGGGGAGCAGGGGAAGAGAAGAGGGAAGAGGAGGAGGAGGAGGGUGAAGAAGGAGAAGAGAAAGGAGAGCGGCGGCCCCUUAUCCCUCGCCCUCAGGCUGCCGGCCCUGCCCAGUCGCUGCUGAGGUGGAAAUGCUGGCUGAAACAGCCUUCCUUUUACCAGGUAGCGUUUCUCUACAUGUCCACCAGACUGAUCGUGAACCUGUCUCAGACGUACAUCUCCAUGUACCUUACCAACACUCUCAUGUUGCCAAAGAAAUACAUUGCCACUAUUCCCCUGGUGAUGUACGUCAGUGGCUUCGCUUCCUCUUUCAUCAUGAGGCCUAUCAGCAAACUCAUCGGAAAAUGUAUGACUUACUUCGUGGGCCUGCUGCUGAUCAUGGGCUUCUCUUAUUGGGUGUUGGUAGACGACCAGAUGGGUGACCGGAUCUACGGGGCGUCCGUCCUUCUAGGAGUGGGGUCAGCUACCAUCCUGGUGAUGUCACUCUCCAUGACCGCUGACCUCAUCGGGGACCAGACGCAAAGUGGAGCGUUUGUUUACGGGGCGAUGAGCUUCACUGACAAGGUGGCCAACGGAGUAGCUGUUAUGAUGAUACAGACUCUACACCCCUGCCAUACUCAGGUCUGCUGUCCAGCGUGUGUGUGGUACUACCACUAUGUCAUGGUCAUAGCAACAGGGGGCGUGGCCGUGGUAGCAGCUCUCAGUCUCUGUACCAUCCUCGUCUGGCCUGUCAGGAUCGUCCGCCAGACAGACGUGAAGAACAUAGACAAUCCUAACUACGAUUGGGUGGUUCCAGUGGGGCGGGGCCAGGACUCUGGCAAGAAGAACCAACACAAGGAGAACAUAGACAACCCUAACUACACUCAGGAAGCGGGGCAGGGUCUGCCUUACAUCUCAGGUCUGAUGGGCAGCGAGGAUCAGGACAUCUCUGAGGACAACUCUUACCAGCCUAGACCAACGGUCAACUAAGGAACUAUGGCUGGCGGAGGUAUGGUGUACAGGGUUAACUAGGCCCUGCUCUACUGAAGCAGAGACCAGGAUCCGGGGCUCUACUGAAGCAGAGACCAGGAUCCGGGGCUCUACUGAAGCAGAGACCAGGAUCCGGGGCUCUACUGAAGCAGAGACCAGGACCCGGGGCCUCUACUGAAGCAGAGACCAGGAUCCGGGGCUCUACUGAAGCAGAGACCAGCCAGUCCCACUUAUGGUGAAUAACCACUGCAGAACCCAGCCUGUCUCUUCAGGGAUUAUAGUUUAGCUCUGGCCUCUCCAGAACCUCUCCAGAACCUCUCCAGAACCUCUCCAGAACCUCUCCAGGGCCUCUCCAGAACCUCUCCAGAACCUCUCCAGAACCUCUCCAGAACCUCUCCAGGGCCUCUCCAGAACCUCUCCAGAACCUCUCCAGGACUCACUCAGGCAUCUUAAAACUCUCAACUGGAACAACAAACAUUUAGACUGAAAAGUCAUCUCACCGCAGUGUUCACAAACAGCCAACUGGACUAACAGAGGUUCCUCUGAACUGAAAGAAUCAGGAGACUUUCCUUCUGGAACCUGACCAAUAACUGUUCUGUACUGUAGGUGAGUUGGGUUGAACAGUAGCCAUUAUGUCCCAUUUCUACUAUAGAUAAAAACGUUGCUUGGCUGUCGCAGAGUAUCGGUCAAUACGGUGUACACUAUUACUGUCAACAUGAGGGAGGCUAUACAGUAACAGUCCAUUCUAUCGCUCUCUCUUUCAAUCAGCACCUUCUCACAGUCAUACUGCAGUUGGUUCAAUCGGUUGAUUCAGUCGGUUGAUUCAGUCGGGUGAUUCAAUCGGUUGAUUCAGUCGGUUGAUUCAGUUGGUUGGUUCAGGCGGUUGGUUCAAGCGGUUGGUUCAGUCGGGUUGGUUCAGUCGGGUUGGUUCAGUCGGGUUGGUUCAGUCGGGUUGGUUCAGUCGGGUUGGUUCAGUCGGGUUGGUUCAGUCGGGUUGGUUCAGUCGGGUUGGUUCAGUCGGGUUGGUUCAGUCGGGUUGAUUCAGUCGGGUUGAUUCAGUCAGGUUGAUUCAGUCAGGUUGUUUCAGUCAGGUUGUUUCAGUCAGGUUGGUUCAGUCAGGUUGGUUCAGUUCAACAGUGCCUAUAUGAUUGAGUAUAUAUCUACGCUGACACACAUGGGUCCAGAAGACUUACAUACCACUCUAGAGAAAAUUCCUAUAAUACACUAUUAUUCCAUCUCUUGUGAAUGUCCCCCAAAAAAUACAUUAUUGAACUUAAUUGACACACUAUUCAUACUGCUUACAGCCCACUGGGCAUACACUGGUUGAUUCAGCGUUGUUUCAACGUCAUUUCAAUGAAAUGACAUUGAACCAACGUUGAAUGGACGUUGAAUGGACGUCUGCCCAGUGGGAGGUGCCAUGUCAUUAGAACAGCUGUUGUUUUGAGGUACGGUGUCUUUUGUAAAUGUACCUAUUGUUUGUUUUAUUACAGGGAACAUUUAAUUCCAGUGUGGUACUCAUUGAAGUGUUGUAGUAGUAAUACGCCGUUGUGUUGCAUUAAACUACAUCAUAUUGUGUGUUUUUGAUGACAUGUUCUAAUGUAAAUUACAUUGCAUUGUAAAAUAAGGAUUUGCGUGAGGGGCCAUUUAUUACAUUUAAAACGAAUCAGGAUUUAAGCAGAAGCUUGUGUGAAAAGGGAUACUUUGCAAUAUGGAUAAACUGAAUGGAAUGUAUACUGAGCAAAAAUAUAAACGCGACAAUUUCAACCAUUUUACUGAGUUACUGUUCAUAUGAAUUCAUUAGGGCCUAAUCUAUGGAUUUCACGUGACUGCACAGGGGCAAAGCCAUGGGGGGACCUUGGCAAAGGAGAAAUGCUCACUAACGGGGAUGUAAACAAAUUGGUGCUCAACUUGAGAGAAAUAAUGUUUUUGUGCGUAUGGAACAUUUCUGGGAUUAUUAUUUUUUUUUAGCUCAUGUAACAUGGGACCAACACUUUUCCAUGUUGUGUUUUUAUAUUUUUUGUUCGGUAUAUAUGAAUAGUAGAAUAUAUUUUCUGGUGAUACUCCGGUUACUGGACAGACAGAGAUGAUUCUACGUCUCAAACAAUAGAACUACAAUCAUUAGAGUAGAAAUCAUUCUGAUUCUAUGGGGAAAACAUUCUGCACACGGCGACUAGGAAACUGACUGAUAGGAAAACAUUUUAUCUCUCAUUGCUUUUUAUUUCCAAUAUAUUGCGACGUUACUUUUUUCCCCCCUACAGUUUGUCUCUGUUUAUCAUGUUCAUUCAUUGGGAAGUGAUUUUCUUCCCUACAGUUUAUCAUGCUCAUUGAAGUAUAUUAAACAUAUUUCAUACA
Salvelinus fontinalis (brook trout) is the source of this 4646-nucleotide messenger RNA. Its product is annotated as major facilitator superfamily domain-containing protein 12-like. The coding region runs from base 636 to 2294 and encodes 552 amino acids. Gene Ontology annotation, cellular component: membrane. Gene Ontology annotation, biological process: carbohydrate transport. The record is from RefSeq and is a predicted model, not a curated record. Lineage: Eukaryota; Metazoa; Chordata; Actinopteri; Salmoniformes; Salmonidae. Gene Ontology annotation, molecular function: symporter activity. The transcript is spliced from 12 exons.